GAGUAGGGGGGGGAAGCUCGCGCGUGUUCUUACUUUUUUACUACAAUUUCCAUGCAGUUUUUGUUACUAUUUAUUAGUAAUAGAAAGCCAGGAAAUAACCGCUAUUGCGACUUUGUUGCGGUUAGUUUAGAAGACCGUUUCCCCUCCUGAUGUUGGUAUGAUCCAGUAGAGUGAGUGGGUGACUUGGUUGGGGAUGUCCAUGCUGCUUUAGUUCAGGGUAAGAAGGGGAGCUGGCAUCUUCCUUGUUUCCUUCAAGAGUACAGCUUCAGGGGCACCAUGACUGAAGAGGAGCAGUUUGUGAACAUUGACUUGAAUGACGACAAUAUAUGCAGCAUCUGCAAGCUGGGCACUGACAUCGAGACCCUGUCGUUCUGCCACAUCUGCUUCGAGCUGAGCAUCGAGGGAGUAGCAAAGUCAGAUCUUCUGCACACCAGAUCGUUACGAGGUCACAAAGACUGUUUUGAGAAAUAUCACCAAAUUGCAAACCAAGACUGUUCCCGGUCCAAGCUUACCAAGAGCCCCUACGAGGAAGUAAAAACUAUUCUCGGCAAAAAAAUAAACUGGAUCGUCCAAUAUGCACAAAAUAAGGAUUUAUAUUCCGAUUCGGAGUGUUCCAAACCUGCUCAACAUAAGCUUUACAAAUUCAGACAUCUGAAUGACAGGAGUCUGAUUCCCCAGCAUGACUCGCAGGUUCCCAAGUAUUCUGAAAAGUGGUUGGACGCUGGAGCUGGAGCUAUAGCCUCGUGUGGAAAAGAGGUUUUAGAGCGGGACGGCAGGGGUUUCAACGUGAGCGAGCUACAGAAUGCCAACUCCACUUUCUGCCGUAAUCAGCUGUGGCUGAAUCCCUGCAAGGAACAAAAGCCUGAUGACUCUAACCACCCUGGACCCAACGUUCGGCGAAGACGCCAGCAUUACAACAAAGAAGAACUGAGCUCGAUGAGCAGAGAAGAACUGGGACGCUUAAAUGAUCAUCUCCGCCGGCAACUCCAGGAUGUAUUUGAAGACCUCAGUUGCGUUCUACAGGAAAAAGAUGCACUCUCCUCGGAACUCCAUGUUCGCCACGUCGCCAUAGAACAGCUGCUAAAAAACUGCUCAAAACUGCCAUGUCUCCAGAUGGGACGGGCAGGAAUGAAAGUUAACAUGACAAUCAAUAACUAGGUGAUGGGACACAAACCUGCACAAGGAACACCCAGCUGGCCUCAAGUAGAUCUCAUGCAACUAUCUUUUUACAUUACUUCUGUCCAGUGAUAAACUCAGACUCUUUGGUUGGUGUUUCCACUCUUCAUUUGGUAUUUAAAAAAAAAAAAAAAAAAGCCAUUCCUAUGGGUUUAAAUGAAAUUUGGUUUGUCUUUUGGCCUGGGAUAACUUGAAAUUAUGGCUCCAUAUGUGGUAUGAGGAAGACCAAUAAGUAGCAACACUGAGGUAUAUUUACUUAAGAAGGGCUGUGCCCAUCUCUCCACCAGCUAGUGUUGUCAACAGAGGUUCUCUUUUGGGUACACCAUCUAAAUAGACCACUUGUCUUACCAAAUCCUACAAAUUGAGGCAAUAACUCCAACUUUUGCUCCUUGAGGAAUUAAAAACCUUCAGAUAUUAUUAUUAUUUUUUCUUUAAACUGGUCAGUAUUGUGACAAAUCAUGAAGCUAUUGUGCCUGUUUGGGCUAAGGACUAAGGCAGAUGAGAUGAUGCGUUCUUUCUAUCGGCAUUUAUACUUGUAUAUUGUUCUUCCAAGAAGCAGCUGCCGUCUGUGUACUUUUUUAGACAAGAGUCUUGUAACUUGCAGAAGAUGGAUUGUUUCCUUCUAAGAAAAAAGAAAA
This is a messenger RNA of Bufo gargarizans (Asiatic toad), 1814 nucleotides long. It is a transcript of the gene C3H21orf91, whose product is annotated as chromosome 3 C21orf91 homolog. The transcript is spliced from 5 exons. The coding region runs from base 277 to 1158 and encodes 293 amino acids. Lineage: Eukaryota; Metazoa; Chordata; Amphibia; Anura; Bufonidae. The record is from RefSeq and is a predicted model, not a curated record.